GACCCAAAUAAUUGUGCUUGCAGUGAGAAUUGAGAGCAAGCAAUGGAUAGAAGAGAUAGAGGCAAGAUCAGCAGGACUCAGCAAUUCAUUAGAUGUGCAGGGUGAGGAGUUAAGAAUUUUUCAAAAGUUUUAAGUCCUGAUAGUUGGGAGCAUGGUGUGCCAUCAAUAGAAACAGAGGGAUUGGAGGGAAGGUCAGGUUUAGUAGGGGAAGAAGCUGUCUAUCCAGCUGGAGAUAACUCAGAAGCAGUUAGAAAAGGGGGAGUAGAACUAGCAGAGAGAUUGGAGAAUAGAGAUCCAGGUCUGGGAAUUACUUGUUUUGAGGGGAUAAUCAAGCUCAUAUAGUUUACAUGUGUCUUCCAUAAAAGCCAUACUUUGAUGCCUUGUUGUGGCGUGCCAGUAACUCUGGAUUUUCUAAAGCUUUGCCCAAAGUGCCUGUUGGAGCUUUGGCAUAUCACAUUAAGCUGAAAAGUCUUUGAGUAAAAGGUGUGGCAUAUUUUGAGUCUGUGGGCAUCUAACCAGCCUAGGUUACCAGCCUAGGGGAGAGGCUUACUGUCAGUCUGGCCAGUAGGAAAAUUUUUUUGGCCAUGGAGAUCAAGGAAUCACAUCAAAAUACAAAAAAAAUUCUCGAGUCCUCAACUGCUUCUGCAAUGACAGUAACAAAGUUGCAGAACAGAAUGCAGAGAACCAUCAUUAAAAAAACAACAACACAACAACUACUUACAAGGGCUAGUUUCAUUGUUAAUGCUCAAAUUGUGAGUUGUACAAAGACCAAUAGGUUGAUACACUACUGAAUAUCAGGAAACAAAUUCAUAUUGGCAUGAAACCACAGACCAAUGAUUUGCCAAUGAUUUGCACCAAGAACUGGUACAUGUAUGACAGGAAAAGGAAGUGGUUUGGCCAUGUAGACAAAACAAAGAAUAACACAUGGGCAACCCCUCAUCCUCCACAAGAUGUGAAAAGACGCAGAAGAAGGUCUCUAAUCCUUUCGUACAGAGUUUCUAUGGAGAAUUUACAUGAAGGAUUGGACAAGAAAGUUAAGUCAGGUUGUGAUCUGUACUGGAGAGAUGUGCUCACAAAUACACCUCAUGUGAGAGAGCCUGGUGCUGGAGAAGGAAGGCUGGAGGCAGCAUAACAGUAGGACAUAAAUUCAAACACCGACUCUGCUUCUGCCUCUACUACUGCUGACCUCUCUGGGCCUCAGUUUCCUUAUCUGUAAAAUAUUAGGGAUAGCUUCUGAGAUCCCGUCUAGCUCUAUCCAUCUGUGUAUGACCCAGAUAUUGCAGUGUCUGCUGGUAUCAUCAGCACUUCCGUACGUACACAGCGCUUGACCUAAGGUGGCCAACUGUCUACUUGGAGCAGAGUUCACUCCUGGUUUAUUUCACUUCCCCAGGCAGAGACCACGUGUCAGCGCCUACUGGGUUACUAUGGAAACGAAAGAACGCUGUCCCCACCGGAAAUGGUUCCCCGAAAAUUACAAUCCUUCUAAAGGAGGUCAUAGAGAACUAGAGCUCAAAGAAACGUCAGUCAUCCUCUAGUUCAGACCUCUUGUUUUUCAGAUGAGGAAACUGAGGCCCAGAGAGGGAGACGGUGUCCUGCCCAAUGUCACACACGUCGAGUCAGCAGCCUCCUCCCCGAGGUGUUUUAGAACUGGGAUUGUAGUCGGCUCCAAAAGCUAUAACCUCAAGUCCUCUUCCGAUGGUGAUGCUGCCUUAUUGCGUGGCGGUGACCGUGGGCUCCUGAAGGUUAGGUGAGCUUGACAUGGAGUUCGGGCUGGGUGCCGCAGCAGGUCGGUCCGAAGGUUCUGAGUUCAAAUCCUGCCUCAGAUAUUUGCUAGCUGUGUAACCCUGGGUGCAUCACCUAACCUCUCUCAGGCUCAGUCUCCUCGUCCUGUAAACAAUGCUUUUCUGUCUCAUUUUUCUAAUUGUAAAAUGGGAAAGGUAGUAAUGGCACCUACCAGUGACCUGGCAAGCUGGGCCUUGUCCAGGACGUUCCAUCACCGGUGGCCGGCAAGCUCUGCCUCUCUUGCUUACCGGGCUUCCUUCGUCUCAGCUAAAGCCCCAUUAGACUGUGAGCUCCUUGAGAACAGACACUGUGGUCGUUUUAACUUUGUAUUCUUUGGACUUAGUACAGUACAAAUGCUAGUUGACUGACCACCUCACAGGGUUGGUGUAAAGAUCAAAUAAGAAUGACGUAUUAAAGCGCUUAGCAAACCUUAAAGCUCUCUACAAACGCUAACUCUUAUCAAGCUGGGAAGCCUUCAGUAGGGUCCUGAGGACAGGACCUGCCUUCGAGCCUGGCUAGGGAGGUGUACAGAGGCUAGAAAGAUGGCCUGUAGGUGGUGAAUUCUCCAGCCAGGCAGUGAAAGAAGAAAUAAAAAGAACUAAAAAGCCAGAGAUGUGGCCUAGAGUAGCUCUGAGAGAGAGAAAAGCAGGAUCUCUUUUCGCAUUGCCUGAAGCAGAGUGGAACCAAGAGCCCUGCGGACCGCGUUCUCGGGAGGGCGCUUCUGCCAGACGGAACGUUUAGCUUUCCCUCGCGCCCCCCCCCCAGUUGCCAUGGAAACGGAGGAAGGAGCGCGGAUGCGCGAGUGGCCGGAGCGGGGCCUUUGCUUCUUCUCCACGGAGUGGGCUCGAUUAAGUCGCCAAGAUGAUGCUUUCAAGAGCCAAGCCUGCUGUAGGUGGAGACCUACAGCAGACUGACAAGCGGAAGAAGAAAGGAAGAAAGAUUCCAAAACUAGAAGAGCUGCUGUCACAAAGAGAUUUCACUGGAGCCAUUACCUUGUUGGAGUUCAAACGUCAUGUGGGAGAGCAAGAUGAGGAUACUGAUUUGUGGAUCGGAUACUGUGCUUUUCAUCUGGGUGACUACAAGAGAGCUUUGGAGGAAUAUGAAUCUGUGACAAAGGAGGAGGGUUGUAAUCCUGAAGUUUGGGUGAACUUGGCCUGUACCUACUUCUUUCUUGGGAUGUAUAAACAAGCAGAAACAGCAGGCUUUAAAGCUCCCAAAAGUCGACUCCAGAAUCGUCUUCUCUUCCACUUGGCUCACAAGUUCAACGAUGAGAAGAAAUUGAUGAAUUUUCACCAAAAUCUUCAGGAUAUUACUGAAGAUCAGCUCAGUUUGGCAUCGAUUCACUAUAUGCGCUCUCACUACCAAGAAGCUAUUGACAUCUACAAGCGAAUACUGCUGGAUAACCGGGAAUAUCUUGCUCUCAAUGUUUAUGUGGCUCUUUGUUACUAUAAAUUGGAUUAUUAUGAUGUGUCUCAAGAAGUGCUGGCUGUUUACCUUCAGCAAAUUCCUGAUAGCACCAUUGCUCUCAACCUCAAGGCCUGUAACCAUUUCCGUCUUUACAACGGCAAAGCAGCUGAGGCAGAACUCAAGAGCCUGAUGGACAAUGCCUCUUCUUCCUUUGAAUUUGCUAAGGAACUUAUCAAGCACAAUCUGGUUGUUUUCCGAGGCGGUAAAGGUGCUUUGCAGGUUUUGCCUCCCCUGGUUGAUGUUAUUCCUGAAGCUAGACUAAACUUAGUGAUUUACUAUCUUCGUCAGGAUGAUGUGCAAGAGGCUUAUAACUUAAUUAAAGAUCUAGAACCUACAACUCCUCAGGAAUACAUCCUCAAGGGGGUGGUUAAUGCAGCUCUUGGACAAGAAAUGGGUUUGAGGGAUCAUCUGAAAAUUGCCCAGCAGUUCUUCCAGUUGGUGGGUGGAUCAGCUAGUGAAUGUGAUACAAUACCAGGGAGACAAUGCAUGGCUUCCUGCUUCUUCCUGCUUCGACAAUUUGAUGAUGUCUUGAUUUACCUCAAUUCUGUCAAGAGUUAUUUCUACAAUGAUGACACCUUUAAUUUUAAUUAUGCACAAGCCAAAGCUGCCACAGGAAACACCAGUGAGGGUGAGGAGGUGUUCCUUUUGAUCCAGAGUGAGAAGAUGAAAAAUGACUACAUUUACCUCAGUUGGUUAGCACGAUGCUACAUUAUGAAUAAGAAACCAAGACUGGCCUGGGAGCUCUAUCUGAAGAUGGAAACAUCAGGGGAGUCCUUUAGUCUUUUACAACUCAUUGCUAAUGACUGCUAUAAGAUGGGCCAGUUUUACUAUUCAGCCAAAGCCUUUGAUGUCCUGGAAAGACUGGAUCCCAACCCUGAAUACUGGGAAGGCAAGCGGGGUGCCUGUGUGGGCAUUUUCCAAAUGAUAUUAGCUGGCAGAGAACCCAAAGAGACCCUUCGAGAGGUGUUGCAUCUACUGAGAAGCACUGGUAAUACCCAGGUAGAAUACAUAAUCCGCAUCAUGAAGAAGUGGGCCAAAGAAAACAGAGUUCCUGUCUGAGAUGGCACUGUCCUGAUCAUCAUGGUCAAGUUCAAGAGAACCAGAUAUCUCCUUGGGAGAGAAGAAGUUUAGUUUUGAUGUGGAGGGCAGGAUGGGUACUACCUUCAUGGAUAUGUUCUUCCUGUGUUCAUCUGUCCAGAAGAUCAAUGAACCACAUACUUUAGACUAAGCUUUCUGACUGAGCAGAUUGCCAUAGUACAUUAUGGCCCCUGUGUAAUCAUAAUAGCAAUAAUAUCUUGGACUUUAUUGGUGCCUUUCAAAGAACUCAAAUCACUCUGUGUAACACAAACUUAUUUUAAAGAGAAAGUAUGGGCUCCUUUCUAUCUCUACCACAGUAAAGUUCCAUGGUACUGUC
Molecule: messenger RNA, 4663 nt
Organism: Vombatus ursinus (common wombat)
Lineage: Eukaryota; Metazoa; Chordata; Mammalia; Diprotodontia; Vombatidae
Gene: IFT56
Product: tetratricopeptide repeat domain 26
Exons: 18
Coding region: 2644-4308 (554 amino acids)
Biological process (GO): intraciliary anterograde transport; intraciliary transport involved in cilium assembly
Cellular component (GO): intraciliary transport particle B; ciliary basal body; ciliary base
Molecular function (GO): protein binding; intraciliary transport particle B binding
Source: RefSeq, a predicted model, not a curated record